AAUUAAAUUCAUUAAAACGGAGGGUUUAACAUUUGCAUUGCUAGCGGGCCCAAUGGGCCAGGCUGCAAGUAUGUGUCGAUUUCGUGGUUGUCGUUAUAAAAAAAAUAAGACCAAUAAAAAUCAACAACAACAGCAGCAGCAGCAUGAAACUCAACAACAACAGAAUCAGCAGCAAUAUAAUUCAUCUUCCUCAUCUUUAAUAUCAACAGCAGCAUCACCAGUAGUCCAAAUUCCAGCAGCUGGUUCUGCAACAUUAACACCCCUGAUUCACCAGCAGGUUUACAUUUGCGCAGCAUUGAAGAACCCACAACAGCUCAAUUGUUUUACACUAAAUAGUCCACAUAGUUAUAAUAAUAGCAGUAGUAAUAAUAGCAGUAGCAAUAGUAAUAAUAACAGUAGUAAUAAUAACAGUGGCAGAAUGCCAGCGGAGCUGGGGGGCACAGGUUAUGGUUCCGAACAAAAUCUCUUGUUAAGCAGUCGUACCGGUGUCCCCCUGGCCAUAUAUCAAAAUCAUCAUCACCAGCAGCAACAGCAACAACAGCAUCAGCAUCAGUAUCAACUACAGCACUAUAAUCAUCAUCAUCCUCAUCCACAUCUCUAUCAACAUCAAAAUUCCAAUUCCUCAACAACGUGUCUCAAUAACCCGCUCUCAUCGCCACAACGUCAAUAUGAUCCGGAAUAUGCACGCAUGGAAUCGUGGAUGGAUGAAAAUCAAGAAUUUGUUCAGGAUUAUUUCAUUAGAAAAGCCACACGUCAAGUCGUUGAUGCCUGGUUAGUUUCUCAUGCGACUACAGCUGGCAACGAUACAUCCAAUACAUCACCAACACAUCCGAAUGGACAAAAUUGCUCAUCACGUGGUGGUUCUGGAGCCACAACACCCGUUAGAAAAAUAUCUGCCCAUGAAUUUGAACGUGGCGGUUUACUAAAACCCAUUGUCAAUACUAUAGAUGGUACACCCACCUUCCUGAGUAUAGGACCCACAAACGAUUGUUCAAACAAUAUGAGUUCUAGUACCAGCAACGGUAGUGUAAGUGCUGGUACUGGUAGCUGUGGUGUUGGUAGCGGCGGUUUUGGUGGUGGUAUUACGGGUGGCAGUGGUGACGCUGGUGGUGUUGGUAGUCGUGGCGGUAGUUUGGUACUAUAUUAUGGUAGUAAUACACAGUAUCAUCAUAACAAUCAUCAUCAUUCUAAUAGUCAACAGACGGGUAUUGGAACACAUUCGUAUCAUCAUAAUCAUCACAAUCACUAUCGACCGCAACGUUUGUCGCGCAAUGAACUAAAGCAAUUGGAUGAAAAGGAAUUAAUAUUUGAAUUGGUAAAGGACAUAUGCAAUGAAUUGGAAGUUCGUACUUUAUGUCAUAAAAUUUUGCAAAAUUUUCAUAUUAUUAAUGCUGAUCGUGGGUUCAUUGUUUUUGGUGCAAGGACGUGUGGCGGUGGCAAUGAUGGACCAAAGAAAUGUCUGGUGUCCAAAUUAUUUGACGUUUGUCCACGCAGUACUGUCGAAGAAAUGGAACAACAAGAUGAGGUUCAAAUUGCUUGGGGUACUGGUAUUGCCGGUCAUGUGGCUGAGAGCGGUGAACCUGUUAAUAUACCAGAUGCAUAUCAGGAUGACCGUUUUAAUUGUGAAAUCGAUACAUUGACCGGUUAUCGCACCAAAGCACUACUAUGUAUGCCAAUUAAGGAUUCGUCGGGUGAUGUCAUUGGUGUGGCACAAGUCAUUAAUAAAUUAAAUGGAGAAUAUUUCUCAGAAACUGAUGAAAAGGUUUUCGCUUCCUAUUUACAAUUCUGUGGUAUUGGUCUACGCAACGCUCAACUCUACGAGAAAUCACAGUUGGAAAUCAAACGUAAUCAGGUGUUGCUCGAUUUGGCACGCAUGAUCUUCGAAGAACAAAGUACCAUUGAACAUAUGGUCUUUCGUAUACUAACCCACAUGCAGAGUCUAAUACAAUGCCAAAGAGUUCAAAUACUGCUGGUGCAUGAAGCAUCGAAGGGUAGUUUUUCGCGAGUAUUCGAUUUUGAAGCGAAUGAUUUGAGUGAGGAAGAGUCAACGAAUCGUACGAGUCCAUUUGAAUCGAGAUUUCCCAUAAAUGUGGGCAUAACGGGUCAUGUAGCAACAACGGGAGAGACUGUUAAUAUACCAAAUGCUUAUGCCGAUGAUCGUUUUGAUCCCAGUGUGGAUGAGAAUACCAAUUUCCAACAUAAAUCGAUUUUAUGUAUGGCCAUCAAAAAUUCAUUGGGUCAAAUUAUUGGUGUUAUACAAUUAAUAAAUAAAUUUGAUAACUUGACCUUUACCAAAAAUGAUGAAAAUUUCGUUGAAGCUUUUGCCAUUUUCUGUGGCAUGGGCAUUCAUAAUACACACAUGUAUGAAAAAGCUAUUGUGGCCAUGGCUAAACAAAGUGUUACUUUGGAGGUUUUAAGUUAUCAUGCUUCGGCUACCAUAGAUGAGGCUCAUCGUUUAAGGCGCUUACGUGUACCUUCCGCUGCUCAUUUCCGGUUACAUGAUUUCCGUUUUGAUGAUAUACAUUUCGAAGAUGAUGAUACUUUAAAGGCAUGUUUGCGUAUGUUUUUGGAUUUAGAUUUCGUGGAACGUUUCCAUAUUGACUACGAGGUAUUGUGUCGCUGGCUGUUGAGUGUCAAGAAAAAUUAUCGUAAUGUCACUUAUCAUAAUUGGCGUCAUGCCUUUAAUGUGGCCCAAAUGAUGUUUGCCAUUUUAACGGCCACGCAAUGGUGGAAGAUAUUUGGUGAAAUUGAAUGUUUGGCAUUGAUAAUAGCCUGUUUAUGCCAUGAUUUAGAUCAUCGGGGGACCAAUAACUCAUUUCAAAUUAAAGCUUCUUCACCUUUGGCUCAAUUGUAUUCCACCUCUACCAUGGAACAUCAUCAUUUCGAUCAGUGUUUAAUGAUCUUAAACAGUCCUGGUAAUCAAAUUUUGGCGAAUUUAUCUUCAGAGGAUUAUUGUCGUGUCAUUAAAGUAUUAGAAGAUGCUAUUUUAUCUACCGAUUUGGCGGUUUAUUUAAGAAAACGUGGCACCUUUUUGCAGUGCGUUCAGGAGCAACCCAUGAGCUAUUGGGUUGAUGAAGAGCCAAGAGCUUUAUUGCGUGCCAUGAGCAUGACCGUUUGUGAUUUAUCGGCCAUAACAAAACCCUGGGAUAUCGAAAAACGUGUAGCCGAUUUGGUUAGUUCCGAAUUUUUCGAACAGGGUGAUAUGGAAAAACAGGAAUUGAAUAUAACGCCUAUUGACAUUAUGAACCGUGAAAAGGAAGAUGAGUUACCCAUGAUGCAGGUUGGCUUUAUUGAUUCCAUAUGCUUGCCAAUAUAUGAGGCAUUUUCACAACUUUCCGAUAAACUGGAACCUCUGGUUGAGGGAGUUCGCGAUAAUCGCCAACACUGGAUUGCACUCGCCGAAGGUGUUGAAACGAAACAGAACAAAAAAAGCAAUGGCAUCGUUCGAAAUAAAAACCAACGCAACACACACACCAAAAGUAUACCAAAUACACCAGAUGCCACGCCCACACCAAAUAGUGAUCUCAACAAUGAAUUGCAAACGGAAAAUGAAGAUGAGGCCAUAGAUGUGGAUCAAAACACAGAAAAUGAUGCUGACGAAGAUGAGACGGGCAUAGAGGCAGAUGAUGAUGAUUCGGAGACGGAAUUGUUGCAAGAACAUUCAACUAUUUGUUAUUCAACUGCCUCGAGUAGAUUGUCAACACCACCUCCCACGGGGGAAGAGGAUAGUUCGCCCAAUUCACCCACCAAAAAGGGUUCUCUAACCGAAACACAGGCCCAGAUGAUAGCCGCCAAUGUGGAUAGUCUUAAUUCGAACAUAUUAAGGCAGCGCAAUUCCUCGACUUCGUCUUCGUGUAGGAACUGUGAGUGUAUGCGUGUUCGUAAGACCUCCUCACUAAAGGGGGCAAAUGAAAUUAUACGUUCAAAUGGUAGUAAUAGAUCCUAUAGUAAAAGUACACCCUCAAUGACAAACUGUGGCACUGGUGCGGGUCAUCAACAGAGUGCUACAGCACAACAUCAACCCCAUCAUCAUCAUCAUCAUAACAGUUCCUCCACUUCUUCGUCUAACUCGCAUCAUCAUCAUGGUCAUCAUCACCAUCACCACCACCAUCAUCAUCACUCACAUCAUCACAGUAGCGGUGCUAGUAGUGCAGGUGGUGGUGGUGGUCACGUUGGCGGCGGUCUAACAACAACCGGAGCCGGUUUGAAUCUAUCCAACCAGUCCACUCUUUCGGAAAGUGAUAAAAUACCAAAAAUCGUUGGUAAGUUAGGAAAUCUCGAUACAAAUUUUCAACAUAUUACGACUACCUCUAAUGGUUGUGCUGCCUAUGCGGCCGUACCCAAUGGUCAUUUCAAUUACUUGCCAAAUAAUGUAUUAUCACGUCGUCAUUCGGAAACGAAUGGGACUGCAACUCUUACCACCAAUUUCUUUAAUAAUACCAAUGCAAUUACAACAACCACAACACCACCAUCAUCAUCUACAACAACAAAAACAAGUCAAUCUAUAACAACCACGCCCCAAACGCCUAUAUGUGAUAAAUAAAUGAAAAGGCUUCAAAAAUAAAAGAGAGUAGAGCUCUUAAGAGAAAAAGAGAUAAUGUUGGGGCGGAUAGCAGAUAUCGGCAGAUAGUGACUGCUACUGUUUAUUCAAUACCAAGAAAACCAUAUAGAGAGCAAUAUAUCUCUGCCGAUAACUGUUUUAUGGUUGAUUUGUUGUUAGCUUGUUGUGAUGGUUUUCUAAAGAGACGGAUUUGUAAGAUUUAAGAGAAUUAUGUUUGGGCUUGUAUGUAAGAUAAACUAUUUAAGAAAUUAAUACUUUGUUAAAUUAAUAAGUUUAAUUCAUUAAGGGAAACAUAAACUAGAUUUUUGUAAAGGUCUAUAAAGCCAACAAAAGGGAAUAGAUCUUUUUUAAAAGAAAUCUGCUUAAAAAUGUUCUAUGAAACAUGCAGACGGUUAAAACUAUCUUAAGAAUUUAAUUUAUUUUUGACCAAAUAAAUCACCUUUAAAUAGAUUCUUUAGUAAAUUAUACUACUUAAAGCAACAAAAUAAAUAGUUUUUCUAAAAACAAACAGUAUAAAUUUAUAGAAAAAAACAUAGUUUUUUAAUAUCCAAAACAAAUUUGUUCUUUAGAUGUUUUAUAAAGCAAAACGAGAGAAAUAUAAGAAAUACAUACCGUUUAAAUUAUAUAAUUAAUUACUAACUAAAAUAAUAAAGUUUCCUAUUAUUCUAUAUAUUUAUAAAGUUUAAACUAAAUAAAAGUAAUAAAUAUUAUAAGAAAACAAUCAACUUAGUUGAAAAUAUAUAGUCACAUAUUUAAACAAUAAUUAAAUUAAAAAAAAACAAUGUAUAACUAAACAAUAUAGUUCAAUUUAUUAUUAAGUUAAGUUAUUAUUUAAUAAACAUUAAA
This is a messenger RNA of Lucilia sericata (common green bottle fly), 5407 nucleotides long. It is a transcript of the gene Pde11, whose product is annotated as dual 3',5'-cyclic-AMP and -GMP phosphodiesterase 11. The record is from RefSeq and is a predicted model, not a curated record. Gene Ontology annotation, molecular function: 3',5'-cyclic-AMP phosphodiesterase activity; protein binding; 3',5'-cyclic-GMP phosphodiesterase activity. Gene Ontology annotation, biological process: signal transduction. NCBI's taxonomy places the organism in Eukaryota, Metazoa, Arthropoda, Insecta, Diptera, Calliphoridae.